AUCCUCAGCUCUCCAAACAAACCCUCAGAGACAGCCAGCAAGUGGAACGCAAAACCCGGAACUCAGCUGGAACGCAAAACCCGGAACUCAGCUGGAACGCAAAACCCGGAAGUGAUGCUUUCGCAGACCUGGAGGAGGAAGGAGUAGCUGCUUCCGGUGUUUGUUCCAUGUGGACAGAAACUGUUAUUGGACAAAACAGCUUUAAUUAAUAGAAUCUGAAUGGCCUGCCCUUACGUCGUUUCCAGCACACCCACAGCGACUUGCUCCAAUCGCAAGCAGAGCUCAUCUAGAGGAUAAAAUAACACUACAAAGAGUCCAGUGUAAACCAUCUUACUCGUUGAUGAUGGACAAGGAUCUAGUGGAUGAAAAGAUAUUACAUCUAACCCUGGAGAUUGUCUGCCUCCUAACUGGAGAGGAUUAUAUUGUUAUAAGAAGGUCUGGUGACCAUAUCACGAAAAGCCGCAGUACGGUGCCUCCACCUCACUCCCUGAUUCAUAAGAGAAACAAUGACCAGAAGAUCCUGGAACUGACCAAUAAGAUCAUUGAGUUGCUGACUGGGGAGGUUCCUAUAAGGUGUGAGGAUGUUAUGGUCUAUUUCUCUGUGGAGGAGUGGGACUAUAUAGAAAGGCACAAGGAUAUCUACAAGGACAUGAUGAUGGUGAACCUCCAGCCCCUCAGCUCAGUGGGUUUAUUCAAGAUUACACAGAAAUCUAUUUGUUCAUCAUAUUAUCAAAGAAAAGAAAUGAAUGAAUUUGAGAAUUAUCCUGGAAAACAAUUGGCAAACUGUGAACUAAACAAUCAAUUUUCAAAUGAAGCGAACAAAGUGACUUCACAUGUCGAAGGAGAUUUAACAAACAUUAAAAUGCAGACUGAAAGCAUGCCUGGCCAUAUUAUACAGGACUUUAUCACAUGUCAAAAAAAAAAUCUCACAGCCGUCAACACAGAACAUCCACAGACCGAAUACUCAUCUAUUCAUAUUAAGGAGAAACCAGCCUCAUGUGAAGAAAGAAAUCUCACCAACAUUUAUACACCAUCAGACCAUCUAGAGACCAAAUAUCCAUCUAUUCAUAUUAGGGAGGAACCAGCCUCAUGUGAAGAAAGAAAUCUCAACGACAUGUAUACACCAUCAGAACAUCUACAGACCGAAUAUCAAUCCAUUCAUAUUAAGGAGGAACCAGCCUCAUGUGAAGAAAGAAAUCUCACCAACAUUUAUACACCAUCACAACAUCUACAGACCGAAUAUCAAUCCAUUCAUAUUAAGGAGGAACCAGCCUCAUGUGAAGAAAGAAAUCUCACCAACAUUUAUACACCAUCAGAACAUCUACAGACCGAAUAUCAGUCUAUUCAUAUUAAAGAGGAACCAGCCUCAUGUGAUGAAGGAAAUCUUACAGACAUUUAUACACCCACAGACAAUCCACAGGCAGAAUAUUCAGCUACUCAUAGUAAGGAGGAGAGAUAUAUAACAAAAGAAUUGGAAUUUUGUGGAGACUUAAAAAUUCUAGAAAUCUGUUCACCACCUGAAUACUCACAGACAGACCAUCCAUCUACUGAUUGUAAGGAUGAAUCUGCCUCAUUUAUAGGGCAUCAUUCCAGAAUGAAUGUGUCCACAAAACAUACACCUAGAGAAUGCAUGUUUGCAGACACUGACAAAUUAUUGUUUGAGGAACGAAAUAUUACAACCACACACUUUUAUACUCCGGAAGAACUUUUUAAACACACAAUUCAGAGAAACCAGAAACAUGUGUGCCCUGAGUGUGGCAAACAAUUCUCCUCUAAAUCGAAACUUACAACACAUCAAAGGACUCACACUUUAGACAAACCCUUCUGCUGCUCUGAGUGCAAAAAGUGCUUCAAAUAUAAGUCAAAUCUUGGAAAGCAUGCUAAAACUCACACAGGUAAAAAACUGUGUGUAUGUUCAGAAUGUGGAAAAGGUUUCAUUCACAAUUCUGUUCUUGUUAGACAUAAGCUAAUCCACAAAGGAGAGAAACCCUAUGCUUGUUCCCAGUGUGAGAGGUGCUUUAUUUACAAAUCUGAUCUUGUUCGGCAUCAGAAAAUUCACACAGGAGAGAAACCAUUUCUGUGUUCUGAAUGUGGGAAAUGUUUUACCCAAAAAACAGAGCUUGUUUCCCAUCAGAGAAUAUACAUGGAUGAGAAUCCAUAUUGUUGCUUGGACUGUGGGAAAUGUUUUAUCAACAAUUCCCAGCUACUCGUACACCGGAGAACUCACACAGGAGAGAAGCCAUAUUCUUGUUCUGAAUGUGGAAAAUGUUUUGCCCAUAAAAAAAUCCUUCUUUCCCAUAAAAGGUUUCACUUAGAUUAUAAACCACAUUUAUGUCCUGAUUGUGGGAAAUGUUUUACCCAGAAAUCUGACCUCCUUCUUCAUCAAAGAGAACACACAGGAGAGAGACCUUUCUCAUGUUCUGAAUGUGGGAAAUGUUUCAGCAAUAAUGCACACCUUCUUAGGCAUCAGAGAACUCACACAGGAGUGAAGCCAUUCUCGUGUUCAGAAUGUGGACAAUGUUUUAUUUGUAAAGCAGGGCUUUAUAAACAUCAGAAACACCAUACAGAAGAGGAACUGUAAUGUGGUGGCAAACAAACACAUUGUACAUGCAUGGUUAAAAAAUAGACAUAAUAUGAAAAUUCUACCUCAUGUAGAUAUACAUGUUUAGUCACAAUGUGGUGUAUUCCUAUUUAGAUGCCAUUUCCUUUCCAGUCGGCAGUCAUUCAGUAUAUAAGCAAGUGGCAUUGUUUUAACAUACUGUAAAGAAAUGAUAAAACAUGUAUUUACGGCUUGUGAAAAACACUAGAUUACUUUGCAUUACAGGAACUUUCUACGUCAGCAACAAUAUACAACAAUGUGGGUUGGUGGGGAAGAAAGAAACCAGUACAUUGUUUUUACAUCGAUAUCCUCCCUGAGAGAUAUUUUUGGUCCAAGCAAGCUUUAGUAGGUAUAAUUUACCUCUCGAAAUGUUGACAGGUUUUCAGUACAGAGAUGGCCAACGUGGAACUGCACCAUAAUUUUCAAACAAUGAGAAGAUGUUCACAGCCAAUUUCCACCCAUUAUUGUCUUUUUUAUAUAGUGCCAGUAUAUUCUGCAGUGCUUUACCACUUUAAUGUGGGGAUGUAGCAGCAAAUAGGAUGCUAUUCCAAAUGUUCAUAAGAGGCUAAUAAGGACCAUGCUCAAACAAGCUUACAAUCUAGAGGAAUUUCUGAGUUGAGCAGACUAAGCAACCAGUAUUUUGCUGUAUAGGGAAGAUGAAUCACACUGUGCUGAAAUGACUUAUAAUGCAGAAUGACCACUGGAAAUCUGGGAUUACUAAAGCAAAACCUAGAAUGUUCACUAUGUGUUUUUAUAUAUUGUGUUUUUAAAGAUAAGAGAUGACAAACAUA
Pelobates fuscus (common spadefoot toad) is the source of this 3390-nucleotide messenger RNA. RefSeq names its product oocyte zinc finger protein XlCOF6-like. The transcript is spliced from 7 exons. Gene Ontology annotation, biological process: regulation of DNA-templated transcription. The record is from RefSeq and is a predicted model, not a curated record. NCBI's taxonomy places the organism in Eukaryota, Metazoa, Chordata, Amphibia, Anura, Pelobatidae. The coding region runs from base 341 to 2581 and encodes 746 amino acids.